Lachancea mirantina is the source of this 2127-nucleotide messenger RNA. NCBI's taxonomy places the organism in Eukaryota, Fungi, Ascomycota, Saccharomycetes, Saccharomycetales, Saccharomycetaceae. The record is from the annotation of a GenBank genome assembly.
AUGAGUUCUAGAGCCUUGAGAAAACUAGCCGGUAACAACAGUCUAGAAGCAACUUUAGCGAAGCUUACAGGUCAUCCAGAAGACGUUGCUGCGGUUGAAGAUGAGCCAGUGAACAAAAAACCAGUGAACAUUGGCUUCUCUGCUUUAAUGGGUAACGAUGAUGACAGUUCGGACGAGGAAAGUGUAGAAGAGCCAAAAGCGCCAUCACCAGAACCAGAACGCAUUCAAACUUGUACUAAAUCUCAGAAGAAGAAGAACAGAAAGGCUAAAAAAAAUGAGAAGAAGAAGAAGGCGCCAACUGGGGCUCCAGUUGACGCGGCAAAUGAUGCGGGUCAUAGCUCUGAAGAAGAGCUUGAUCGCAUAAUUCGUCAGUUUCAUAAAAAAGACCUUGAGAAGCAACGGGAAAGUCCAUCGAAUGAUCUCGAGUCGGAUUACGACACGGCUAAAGAAAGCGAAAUCGAAGACUCUGAUGAUAAAAUUCAAUCUGGUUUUGGCAUAGACAUUAACAUGGAUCCCGGAUUCACCACAUUUUUCGCAUUUUCAGAAUUCGAGAAAUUCUUUGGUCAUGUAGACAUGAGGAACUUAAAUCCAGACAAUGAAUUUCGUCUUUUGUUCGAUGAUCUUUCGCCAGAAUCCCUCGCAGAUGCAGAUUCGAUGACAUCAACCCAUGUUUCACCGCAAGUGCUCAGACAGCUUGAGAAAAUGAAGAAACAUGUCGGAAAUUGGGGUGGGAAAGAUCGCAGAACGGCCCCUAAUGGCUCCACGGUACGUCGUUUAGCGUUUACCAAGAUUAGAGAUGACUGGCUACCAACUCCUAGAGGUGAAUUAACUUUUCGAAGCUUGACACCCAAGGAGCUGGAGCAGUGGCAAUGUUGGCAACGUCCAGAAGACUGGAAGGACGAAAUCCAAAACACUCUCAAGUUCUGGAAAAAUAGCGGUCUAGAAUUUUACAAAUUUGAUGCUGUCAGUACAGAACUCAAUAAGAAAUCCCUCUCUGAGUUUUUCGUGAAUGUUGUCUUACAACCUGACCAUGAAGCUUUGAUCAAUAUGAUCUCAUCAAGGUAUCCUUAUUGCGUCCCGGCGUUAUUGCAAGUCGCGCUUAUUUUGGUAAGACAAGGCGACAAAACGAAUAGUAAUGGGCUCGUGGAAAGGGCGCUUUUCGUUUUUGACCGUGCGCUAAAAGCGCACGUAAGAUUUAAUGGUCUCAAUUGUCAAUUGCCAUACAUUUUCUUCCAUAACCGGCAAUUUUAUCUGGCAAUCUUCAGAUACAUUCAGAUAAUAUCCCAGAGAGGUGCUGCUUCAACUGCCAGCAAUUGGUGCAAGGUUUUGUGGUCUUUAUCGCCUCUCGAAGAUCCUUUUGGCUGCAGAUAUUUCAUGGAUCAUUAUCUUUUGGCGAACAAAGAGUACAACUACCUUAUCAAACUGAGUAAAUCGCCGCUGAUUGGAACGUAUACGCAGUGGUACACAUUUUCACUUUCUUUGGCAUUUGUUUUGAGCUACCUGAAAUUAGAUCUGGCCACUGAUGCCCGGAAUGAAUUACAAAAAGCCUUCUCUGCGCACACUGCUAGCUUCAUCAGAGUGUUCCUAGAAGUUCUUUUGGGAGACCCUCAAAAAUUGGGCGAUGUGGCCCAAAUUAAGGAAACAAAGGCUCAAGCAUUAGAGUCUCAGGCUUACGUUGUAAGGAUGAAGGCGGCCUGGGGUCCAUCAGAAUUAAGCUUCCUACACAGUGAAUUGGUUCAUAUUUUCGAGAAUUGUCACAAUAAGCACGAAAUUGGUAGCGGAGCUACCAGGGAGCCUGUUGCGGAGAGCAAUUUUUUUGUAUCAGGCAUCUCCGUCAAUCUGCUAAGAUUCGCUAUUUUGUCACAAGAAUCCUCUCUCAUGGCUUGUAUCCCAGAAGAAGUUUGGUCCCACUUUGAAGUCUACGAAUUCGACGUUUUGGCACCAAACCCAAUCGACAGGCAAAGCGAAGAAGUUGUCGAAACGAUCAAGAGCUUCACGGAUGAGAGAACCCUGAUGAUGUCUCAACUCGAAGGCAUGCAAGAUGACGAAUUACUCAAUCAAGUUCAGCAGCUGUCUCUACAACAAUUGCUUGAUGAAACUCAGAUACAGGCCGAUAAUUCUGAAUAA